Nelumbo nucifera (sacred lotus) is the source of this 1974-nucleotide messenger RNA. RefSeq names its product basic leucine zipper 34-like. Gene Ontology annotation, biological process: positive regulation of DNA-templated transcription. NCBI's taxonomy places the organism in Eukaryota, Viridiplantae, Streptophyta, Magnoliopsida, Proteales, Nelumbonaceae. The record is from RefSeq and is a predicted model, not a curated record. Gene Ontology annotation, cellular component: nucleus. Gene Ontology annotation, molecular function: DNA-binding transcription factor activity; DNA binding.
ACCCAACCCCUCCCCAGCUGUAGCUAGCUGUCCCAAUCUCCCAUGUGACCGUCCCCUCCGAAACCUCUGGGCCUAAAAAAGAGAAGCCAAAAAUAAUCAAACUCAUACAAAUGAUGAAAAGAAAGGAAGGAGAACAAACAAUGCACGGAGACAGAGAGAACCACCGCCACCACCAGUCCACCACCAACGUCAGACUCUAAGUGUAAUCAUUUGACAAGAGCUAGCUGCGGUUCACAAGCACAAGCACAAGCAAGCUUCAGCUGAAGUAGCAGCAGUAUCAGCAGAAGCAAAAGCAGAAUAGCGUUGUUAUUGGGGUGGUCGUCGUUUGUGUUGCUUACGUUGUUGUCGCUCUCAUCUCUAGCUAACAUCAUAUAUCCCAAGAAUUGUGUUUGUGUUGUGUAUAAGAACGUUUUGUAGGGUUGGUUGGUUGGUGUCUGUUUGGGUUUUCUUUCAUUUGGUUUCUGUCUACACCUUUUCGUCAUCUCUUUCUUCCUCUCUUUCCCUUUAAAUUGUGUUUGUUGUAUAGAUUGAAUUAAUGGCACAGUUGCCUCCCAAAAUCCCAAACAUGGCACCCAACUGGCCUAAUUUUCCUCACCAGAAGAUGCCCGGCAUGGGCAGCUUGACGCACAGCACCAUCCAACAGCCCUCUUGGGUUGACGAAUUCCUAGACUUCUCGUCGGCGAAGCGUGGAGCUCACCGGAGGUCUGCCAGCGACUCAAUUACCUUCCUUGAAGCUCCCAUGAUUGAAGAAUGUCGCAAUUCUCCGUCCUCAUUGAAGCCUGGCAGUAAUGAGUUCGAGAGGCUGGACGACGAGCAGCUCAUGUCUAUGUUUUCUGACGACAUAUCCGGGAAUGUACCUCCGACGGGGUCGUCGUCCAACCCCUCUACGCCCUCGGAUCACAACAGCAUUAACGACGAAAAGCCGACGCCCUCUGACCAGCAGGAAAGGAAUGAAUCUGCCGAGGUCCAGAGCUCGUGUAAACCAGACCCACAAGUCCCCCCGCCGUUAUCUUCUACCGGCGAACCUAUCGUCGAUCCCAAGAGGGUCAAGAGGAUUUUAGCAAACCGGCAAUCUGCACAGAGGUCGCGAGUGAGGAAGCUACAAUACAUCUCCGAGCUCGAAAGGAGUGUAACAACAUUACAGACGGAAGUAUCAGCAUUGUCACCAAGAGUUGCAUUUCUAGACCAUCAACGCUUAGUUCUUAACGUGGACAACAGUGCUCUUAAGCAACGGAUCGCUGCUCUCGCUCAAGAUAAGAUUUUCAAAGACGCUCACCAAGAAGCACUGAAGAAGGAGAUAGAGAGACUAAGGCAAGUGUAUCAUAAUCAACAGAACCUAAAGAAGAUGGGCAAUAAUACUAGACCACCACCUCCUUCAGACAACCCUGGUCCUGGUGGUGGUACUGAGAAGGAACAGUUGCUGAACUGAGGAAGAAAGGGAGAAAGUGAGGAGUGUGGGUACUGAGGGGGGAGGUGGAAGGCUAUGAGGCUGUGGUGCAUUCUGCUAACCUGCGCAUUCACGUGAUGUGUCUUGCUUUUGUGUAGGUGGGUCCUUGACAAGGUUGGCGGGUAGGAAAAGGACACGUGGACUUUAUGGCUUCUUGAAUGUUAGGGAAAAGAUUGGGUGAGAAGAUUGUUUUACUUGGGUGGGUGUUUAGGGAGGGGUAGUGGCGGUGGUGGUGAUUCUUUUUGUAUUGUAUUUUCAUUAAAUUCUUUUUAUAAUUUUGUCUAAAUUGCUUGGAAAGGGGAGGGGGAGAGGCAAGAGAUGGUGGGAAGUGGGGUUCGUGUGUUGGGAUGCAUGAAAGACAAGAUUGUCAGGGCUCUUCAAUGUCUGAUUGUUGUACCCUUUUCGGUUUUUAUCUUCUUGGGGUGUAAUGAUGUUCUAUGCCUUCUUUUAUUUCUUCAAAAACAUGUAGAAAAAAACCCUUCAAUUGUGCUCAAUUUUACUCCGGAAUUCAUCUUGUUUUCCACUCA